Molecule: messenger RNA, 1080 nt
Organism: Vicia faba (fava bean)
Lineage: Eukaryota; Viridiplantae; Streptophyta; Magnoliopsida; Fabales; Fabaceae
Source: the annotation of a GenBank genome assembly
AUGGAGACCCGUGCCUCAAAGAAAAGAACAGCCACCAUUCAACCACCGUUUGUCCUUGUUCCCAAAAGGCAGAGGGUUGUUUUGGAACAAUUUCCAGAUCUCAAUUUUCCUGAUUGUCAACCUAUACAGAAACUCCAGCGUCGAAAAAACCCUAACCUCAACAAAUCACCAUUAACAUCAACCAUUUCUUUACUUCCUAAUUCCAAUUUGGAUAAGCCCGUUUGUAACAAAAGCAAUGCUAAACGUGAACACCAGCAGAUUAUUGAACCUUAUGUAUCCGAUAUCUCCGAUUAUCUUCGCACGAUCGAGGUAAAACGGAGACCGGCGGUUGACUACAUGGAUAAUGUUCAGAGAUGCAUUACUACAAACAUGAGGGGGACAUUGGUUGAUUGGUUAGUUGAGGUUGCUGAUGAAUACGAGCUUCUUCCAGAAACUCUUCAUCUAGCUGUUUCUUACAUUGACAGAUUCCUAUCUAUCCAAUCUGUCAAUAGAUCCAAGGUUCAGUUGAUUGGUGUUUCCGCUAUGCUCAUUGCAUCCAAGUAUGAAGAAAUCACUCCACCAAAAGCGGUAGAUUUCUGCCAAAUUACUGAUAACACCUAUGCACUGCAAGAGGUUUUAGAGAUGGAAGCUCUCAUACUCAAGUCCCUAAAUUAUGAAAUGGGAAGCCCUAAUGUCACCACAUUUUUAAAGAGGGUUGUUGCAAUUGUAUCUGAGAAUCGAAAGACUUCCAAUUUGCAGUUUGAAUAUUUGUGCAACUAUCUUGCUGACUUAAGCUUGCUUGACUACGAGUGUAUAAAAUUCCUGCCUUCUGUUGUGGCUGCCUCUGUUAUAUUUCUUGCCAAAUUUAUUCUCCGGCCUAGAGUACAUCCUUGGACUUUGUGCCUCUAUGAAUCAUUGGGUUACCAAUCUGAUGAUUUGGAAGAAUGUGUCACUAUUUUACAUGAUUUGUAUUUGUCAAGAAGGGUAGCAUCCUUGAAAGCUGUUCGUGACAAAUAUAAGCAGAAUAAGUUUAAAUGUGUAGCAAACUUGCCUUCCUUGCCAGAGCUGCCAUCCCGUUACUUUGAAGAAGUUCAUGGCUGA